Messenger RNA from Anoplopoma fimbria (sablefish), 1741 nucleotides. RefSeq names its product cyclin-dependent kinase 20 (gene cdk20). The transcript has 8 exons. The record is from RefSeq and is a predicted model, not a curated record. Gene Ontology annotation, cellular component: nucleus. Lineage: Eukaryota; Metazoa; Chordata; Actinopteri; Perciformes; Anoplopomatidae. Gene Ontology annotation, biological process: protein phosphorylation. Gene Ontology annotation, molecular function: ATP binding; cyclin-dependent protein serine/threonine kinase activity. Bases 150 to 1190 code for a protein of 346 amino acids.
GUAAACAAACAUGGCGGAACUCUGUCUCUGCGGUUUCUGUCGGACACGUGCGGUUACCAUGGCGACGUUAGCCGACAGCUAGCUGUUAGCCGUUAGCUAGCUGUUAGCCGUUAGCUCAGAGUCCUGAUCCAGACCUGCAGGCCAGCUGGAUGGACAUGGAUCAGUACAGUAUUCUGGGUCGGGUCGGAGAAGGAGCUCACGGCAUCGUCUUCAAGGCCAAACACAUCGAGACAGGAGAGACGGUGGCUCUGAAGAAAGUGGCUCUGAGGCGGCUGGAGGACGGCAUCCCCAACCAGGCUCUGAGGGAGAUCAAGGCCCUGCAGGAGAUCGAGGACAACCAGCAUGUGGUGAAGCUGAAGGACGUCUUUCCUCACGGGACGGGCUUCGUCCUGGUGUUUGACUUCAUGCUGUCCGACCUCUCUGAGGUCAUCAGGAACUCCGAGCGACCUUUGACCCCGGCUCAGGUCAAAGGGUACAUGAUGAUGCUGCUGAAGGGCGUGGCCUUCCUGCAUCACAACAACAUCAUGCACCGGGACCUGAAGCCAGCCAACCUCCUCAUCAGCUCUUCAGGUCAUCUGAAGAUUGCAGACUUCGGUUUGGCCAGACUGUUCAGUGAACACGGAGAGAGACUGUACAGCCACCAGGUGGCCACCAGGUGGUACAGAGCUCCUGAGCUGCUGUACGGAGCCAGAAGGUACGACGAGGGAGUCGACCUGUGGGCGGUGGGCUGUAUCUUCGGUGAGCUCCUGAACUCGUCUCCUCUGUUUCCUGGAGAGAACGACAUCGAGCAGCUCUGCUGCGUCCUCAGAGUCCUCGGGACGCCGACGCAGGACAGCUGGCCGGAGAUCGUGGAGUUACCAGAUUACAAUAAAAUCACCUUUAAGGAGAAUCCAGCGAUCCCAUUGGAGGAGAUCGUCCCGGACACGCCCCCUCAGGCCAUCGACCUGCUCUACAAGUUCCUGGUUUAUCCGUCCAAUCAGCGCUGCUCUGCCAGACAGGCUCUCCUCCAUCCGUUCUUUUUCUCCUCUCCUCUUCCUGCUCAUCACUCAGAGCUGCCCAUCCCUCAGAGGGGGGGUCGCCCCCCCCGCCAGCGGCUGCAGGCUCCGCCCACCGACUUCUCAGUGGACCUGCCCCUGCAGAACAGCUUGGUAGACCCCGCACUGCUGCGAGGACACGCCUCCUGCCUCUGAACGAUGACCGACUGACCAAUCACAUUUAAAUACAAAUAUAAACAUAAAAUAAAUAUUAAUAUGAAAUGUGAUCAACGACUCUAUCAGUUCAUGAAGCUCAGACAGGAAGUUGACCUCCUGUGUUUCCAUAAUAAUAAGAAUACAACAUGAAAAGAUCAAAGAAAUUAAGUUUUUAAUGAUUAUUAUGGGAGUUCAGCCUGAUGAGUAUCAGGUCUGAACAGGUGAUGCUGAGUUCAUCUGUUCACCUGUUCACCUAAUUACCUGUUCACCUGAUUACCCUGUCACAUGUUCACCUGAUUACCUGUUCAUCUAUUCACCUGUUCACCUGAUUACCUGUUCACCUGAUUACCUGUUCACCUGAUUACCUGUUCACCUGAUUACCCUGUCACCUGUUCACCUGAUUACCUGUUCACCUGAUUACCUGUUUACCUGUUCACCUGUUUACCUGUUCACCUGUUUACCUGUUCACCUGUUGAAUCAGUCUGGCUCUCAUCUGAUCCACAGUUCUAGAAGAACUUUGUCAUUGUGUUUAUUGUCAUUCAUUGUAUUUU